AUGGACAGGUUUUUUAAAAUAUAUCUAAGUUGCUUGUUAGCACUUGUAAUUGGAGUUAGCCUUUCACUUGCUGCUCCAUCCCCAAGUAUCCCUAUCGGUGAAACUGUGUGGAAUAGUGGUGAUAAUGUAACGGCAAUGUGGACGGACGCUGGGGAACCAAAAUCUUCCACAAUGUCAGGAAUAAAAGUCCAAUUCAUGACAGGUCCAGAUAAUCCGCAAAUUCCAUUAUUAACUCUUGCGGAAAAUUUGCCAAACACCGCAACAUCUUUAAAUUUUAUUGUUCCAUCGCCCAGCUCAUUAGGAUAUCCUCCAGGAAAAAUUUAUUUUUUGAUGUUUUCGGACCCUGCAAAACCUGGUGUAGGGGUUAGUUGGAGUACUAGGUUCACUGUGCUUGAAGCUGGUAAUAGUAAUCCGCCCGCAAAUUAUACUACAGGAACUCCAUGGCCCUUCACUAAAUCCCCGAGUGCUCCUGCAACACCUACUCCUCCUGUAUUUACACCAACACCAACACAACCGGCUCCGGCUGUGCAGACUCCUUCUGCUGCUCAAUCAGCUACGACACCGCAAGAACCUACGCCUAGUGAUGUAGCUGCUUUGUCUAGUGACGCACCUGAUUCAUCAUCACCUAAACCCACUACUACUCCGAAAAAGUCGGGAUGUGAUAGUAAAUUCCCUGAAAGCAAUGGAAAAUUCUUGAUUGUUGUAAUGAGUUUUAUUUGUGUAUUUUGGACAUAUGGGGUAUAG
This is a messenger RNA of Racocetra persica, 744 nucleotides long. Lineage: Eukaryota; Fungi; Glomeromycota; Glomeromycetes; Diversisporales; Gigasporaceae. The record is from the annotation of a GenBank genome assembly.